CGGUCAAACUACCAUUGCGCCGUCACUGCCACCGACGCACCGCAUACACGCAUAUUCGCGCUCCGCCGCCGUCGCAAGUUAACGAUACACGUACAUUCCCGUGACAUUUCGAACCACAGUUCUUACUAUACCGGAAUUGGCGCCGUCGCAAAAUAUGAUUUGACGUACUCAGAUAAUGGGAACAGGAGACCGAUUAUUGGAUAUCCCGUGCAAAGUUUGUGGGGAUAGAAGUUCUGGCAAACAUUACGGCAUUUACAGCUGUGACGGUUGUUCCGGGUUUUUCAAAAGGAGCAUCCACCGGAACCGGGUGUACACGUGCAAGGCACAAGGCGAACUCAAAGGCAGGUGCCCCAUUGACAAGACCCACAGAAACCAGUGUAGGGCUUGUCGACUCAACAAGUGUUUCCAGUCGGCAAUGAACAAGGACGCGGUGCAACACGAACGAGGACCACGUAAACCAAAGUUGCACCAUCACCACCACCAUCACCAUCACCACCCGAUGAAGGACUCACCGCAGCCCGCCGCCAACCACCAACGACAAUCCGGUCAAAUCCAGCUGAGCACCGACCAUAACAACUUGAUCCAAAAGACGUCUUCUUCGGCGUACCCGAAAACGCCUAUGGAUACAGCCCUGCCGCCAUUGCCGCCGGCGCCGCCGUCGCAGCAACACCUCCACCAUCAUCAACAACAGCAACAGCAGCUGCCACCACCUCCUCCGCAACAGCAGCCACCACCGCCGCCGCCUACGCUUCUGCCUCCCACGCCACCGCAAGGACACGUGUUCUUGGGGCAACAACAGCCGCCGCCGCCACCCGGGCUCUUACAGAUACUCAUGUCGGCCGAAAAAUGUCAGGAAUUGAUAUGGAGUGCAAAGAUGUCAGAAGCCUCGUCACCUAUUGGCAUACCGCAACCAACCAGUCCUCAGAGUUCACUCUCAUUGUCGUUGUCACCGACUUGGGAAGUCUUACAGGAGACCACAGCUCGAUUACUGUUCAUGGCAGUUAGAUGGGUUCGAUGCUUGGCUCCAUUUCAAACUCUUUCCAAACACGACCAGUUACUAUUGCUACAAGAAUCAUGGAAAGAAUUGUUUCUGUUACACUUGGCCCAGUGGUCCAUUCCUUGGGACUUAUCGCCACUAUUAAAUUCAGAUAAGGCUCGCGAAAGGCUACCACCGGACGACACUAAAGUCAACAACGAGAUGAAAAUCAUACAAGAGAUAUUGGCACGUUUUCGACAAUUAUCGCCGGAUGGUAGCGAAUGCGGUUGCAUGAAAGCGGUUAUUCUAUUCACACCAGAAACACCGGGCUUGAUCGACGCGCAACCGGUGGAAAUGCUUCAAGACCAGGCGCAGUGCAUAUUAGGCGAUUACGUGCGAGGCCGGUAUUCGAGACAGCCUACCCGAUUCGGUCGGUUGUUGCUCAUGUUACCCAAUCUCCGGGCAGUCCGGCAGGCGACUAUUGAGAGGCUGUUUUUCAAGGAGACUAUCGGUGACAUACCCAUACAAAGACUACUCGGUGACAUGUACCAUAUGGAAAAGUCGUACGCGUAGUGAACCAAACUUAAUAUAAAUCUGUAUAUAUGUGUAAUAUAUAAUACAGCUAAAUUUCCAUAUAACUAACUUCUAACUUCCAUUUAGCAAAAUUUUCUGUUAAACAAAAUGUCUUGAAAAAUCAAACCUAAUUAAUAUUUAAUUAAAUUUAAGGAUUUUUAUUGUUACUUGUGAGACUUUGACGACUUUGUAGUAUGGACAUUUCACUAUAUUAUAUAAUGCAUUAGUGCGUUAUACUAGCUUAACUAUUUAUGUGACUUUGUUUAUGAUGUAUAAUAUCAUAUAGUAUAGUAUUAAUAUAUAAUAAUUCCUGCAAGUCUAUAAACAAGAUCCGUACCUAUAUUAUAAUUAUAUACCUACUAUAUACAGGAAUAUUUUGUAAAUUUGUUUUUUUUUUUUACGUAAACUUACAUAUUUCAAUACAUUUAUUGGAAAUAUAUUUAUGUAUAGCAUUGCAGUAUACAUGGCUGUGCACUGUGAAGGAACAUAUAGCUGGCGAAUGUCAAACUCACAAAUUAUGUUUGUUAUGAAUAAUUUUGAAUUUUUAUUUUUCCGGAUUUCUAAAAUUCAUCAAUUUAAUAAUGAAAACACCGAAAUGACUUAAAUAUGAUUGCAUAUGUUAAUAAUUAAUAUAUAUAUAUAUAUAUAUAUAUUAUAUAUCAUCCGGAAUACCAUAAAAUAUUUCGUUUUUACCAUGAUAUACCGAUCAUACCGACAAACGGCAUUGUUUCAUCAAUCAAUUGUGACCAUCAUUGUAUCAAAAUAUACUGAAAUAUAAGUAUAAUCAAUACUUAUAUAUCUACCAAUCAUAGAUAUCACUUUAAAAUAAUUAAAUGUAAACAUAUGAUGAAAAUUGAAUACUUAUAUAUUAUACAUUUUUUUUGUCGUCAUAUUUUUUAAAAAAUAUACUUAUUUUGGUAUAC
Rhopalosiphum maidis (corn leaf aphid) is the source of this 2472-nucleotide messenger RNA. It is a transcript of the gene dsf, whose product is annotated as nuclear receptor subfamily 2 group E member 1. The record is from RefSeq and is a predicted model, not a curated record. Gene Ontology annotation, molecular function: zinc ion binding; nuclear receptor activity; RNA polymerase II cis-regulatory region sequence-specific DNA binding. Gene Ontology annotation, biological process: cell differentiation; regulation of transcription by RNA polymerase II; anatomical structure development. The transcript is spliced from 9 exons. NCBI's taxonomy places the organism in Eukaryota, Metazoa, Arthropoda, Insecta, Hemiptera, Aphididae. Bases 176 to 1549 code for a protein of 457 amino acids.